Molecule: messenger RNA, 1207 nt
Organism: Haliotis rubra (blacklip abalone)
Lineage: Eukaryota; Metazoa; Mollusca; Gastropoda; Lepetellida; Haliotidae
Exons: 2
Coding region: 360-998 (212 amino acids)
Source: RefSeq, a predicted model, not a curated record
UAUUCUCGCUAGACAAAAGUACAUAGCGUUACUCCUCCUGUGCAAGUUGAAGCCAGUGUGUUGAAGUUUGUUAGUCUCCGGCUACACGUAACGGUAUUUCGUCUAACAUUGAUGGCACACCAGGAAACCAUCCUGUGGUGUUAUUCCAGAUGUAACCCACGUCAUUUCUGCCAGUGGGUAACGCAAGCCUUUCAUCAAAUGUUGACCUAAUUCUGUGCAAUCCCGCUGUUGCGGGAGGCGUUCCAACUCGACACGUGUUUACACUUCGACUCACCGACUUACUCUAUGUCGUUUCUCAGAUUGAGAUUCAACAUUACACAUAAACUGUGGAUAUUUGUGUUUCCAAAGAAUAUUCAAGAAUGUUCAACAGCUAUUCUCCAGGCUUCGUCUCUAAGGACACACCAUGUGACUCACCCCUAAGGAGGGAGUUUGACGUCUUCUGGAAAACGAGUCUCGCUGAGGAGGAGGUCAGUGACACUGCCGCGGUCUGCAAAAUUACCCGCGACAAAGGGGAGACAACUCUCACGCGUAUUUUCUACGAAACUGCGGCUGACGGUCCGCGAGCUGAAGACAGGUUAGUUGAAUGGCUUCCCGAUGAACCAUUCUGGCAAGACGCAGAUGAGAUCAACAUUAAGAUCUUUCUAAGUUAUUCUCCCCAAGGAGCGACCUCGGAGGGCCUCGUUAACUUUCUCCAUGACUUAGAAGCUCAGGGCAUUGAAGUCGGCAUGACUCUACGAUUUGCUCGACUGUUUAGAGUAGGUACUGAAGACGAAGCGAUAGAAAACAAAGAUGGCCUCCGACUUUUACAUAACAGCAAGGUGAAGGUCGACGUAGUGCGUGAAUGUGAUUGGUUGUAUUUGAUGGAUGUUUUGAAGAACAGAGAAGCGCAGAAGCAGCACGAGAGGAGGUCAAGGUUUGUUAAAAAAGAACUAACUAAGAUAUUUACUGACCCACAUGAUGAAGAAACCAGCACUGACAACGUGACAACGAAGCCAUAACACAGGAAAUGGAAACGAUGUUACACGUUGAAUAAUACUGUUUACUAUUUUCAAGGAAGUCAUUGAGAGAUAGUCAAGGGCUUGAAGAUCUAAAGCAACAGGUGGCCCAAUUGUGUAACAAUUGAAUAAUUUAUUCCAUAUUUAAAUAUUUCAUUUCACUGCUGCAACGUUUGGUUGAACAGACCUUGCAAAACAAGAACAUGGGAAAA